Talpa occidentalis (Iberian mole) is the source of this 6347-nucleotide messenger RNA. It is a transcript of the gene ZC3H4, whose product is annotated as zinc finger CCCH-type containing 4. Gene Ontology annotation, cellular component: nucleus. Bases 209 to 4066 code for a protein of 1285 amino acids. The record is from RefSeq and is a predicted model, not a curated record. Gene Ontology annotation, biological process: negative regulation of DNA-templated transcription. The transcript has 14 exons. Gene Ontology annotation, molecular function: RNA binding; metal ion binding. Lineage: Eukaryota; Metazoa; Chordata; Mammalia; Eulipotyphla; Talpidae.
GGUGAUGCGUUUUUUGGGGGGACCGCGGGUGAGGUUUGGUUCCCUGCCUUGGAGGGGAGAGGAAGUUGGUCCUCCCCCCUUUCUCAUGGGGUUCCCUCCUCUUUCGGGCUAAAAUCGGGCGCCAUCCCUUCCGGGAGAAAGGAGGUUUCCUUGUGCGUUGGCAGGGGGUCAAAGGGAGCGCCCCCUUCCCUUUAUUUUAAAGUGCGAAAUGGGUUCCCCCCACGCCCUUCUCUGGGGAGAGAUAAAGAGGUCAGCCCGGCAGCGCGUUUCAGGAAGGGUGUGGGGCCCCUUUCCCCCCCCCCGAUCCCGCAUAAGGGAAGAUGGCGAGUUGGAAGAAGGUGAACUGGAAGAUGACGGGGCCGAGGAGACCCAGGACACCUCGGGAGGGCCAGAGAGGAGCCGAAAGGACAAGGGGGAGAAGCACCACAGCGAUUCUGACGAUGAAAAGUCUCACCGGAGACUGAAGCGGAAGCGGAAGAAAGAGCGGGAGAAAGAGAAGAGGCGGUCGAAGAAGAGGAGGAAAUCCAAGCACAAACGCCACGCUUCCUCCAGCGAUGACUUCUCGGACUUCUCGGACGAUUCGGACUUCAGCCCCAGCGAGAAGGGGCACCGCAAGUACCGAGAGUACAGCCCCCCUUACGCACCGUCCCACCAGCAGUACCCCCCGUCACACACCACGUCCCUGCCCAAGAAGGCCUACUCCAAGCUGGACAGCAAGGGCUAUGGCAUGUACGAAGACUACGAGAACGAGCAGUAUGGUGAAUAUGAGGGCGAUGAGGAUGAUGACAUGGGCAAGGAUGACUACGACGACUUCACCAAAGAGCUGAACCAGUACAGACGCGCCAAGGAGGGCAGCAGCCGGGGCCGAGGCAGCCGAGGCCGGGGCCGGGGCUACCGUGGCCGAGGGAGCCGAGGGUCUCGAGGCCGAGGCAUGGGCAGGGGCGGCCGAGGCCGGGGCAGAGGCUCUGUGGGAGACCACCCGGAGGACGACGACGACUUCUAUGAGGAAGAGAUGGAUUACGGAGAAGGUGACGAGCCCCUGGGAGACGAGGAUUACGACGAAUAUUCUAAGGAGCUAAACCAGUACCGCCGCUCCAAGGAUGGCCGAGGACGAGGGCUCAAUCGGGGUCGAGGCCGGGGCUCCCGAGGUCGAGGGAAAGGCAUGGGCCGAGGCCGAGGCCGAGGUGGUGGUCGAGGCAUGAACAAAGGCGGCCUGAACGAUGACGAGGACUUCUACGAUGAUGACAUGGGGGACGGCGGCGGAAGCUACCGGAGGGGCGACCAUGACAAGCCCCACCAGCAGUCCGACAAGAAGGGCAAAGUCAUCUGCAAGUACUUCGUGGAAGGGCGGUGCACAUGGGGAGACCACUGCAAUUUUAGCCAUGACAUCGAGCUACCAAAGAAGCGAGAACUGUGCAAGUUUUACAUCACCGGGUUCUGUGCCCGAGCUGAGAACUGCCCCUACAUGCAUGGUGACUUCCCGUGUAAGCUGUACCACACGACGGGAAGCUGCAUCAACGGGGACGACUGCAUGUUCUCCCAUGACCCUCUGACUGAAGAAACGAGGGAGCUUUUGGAUAAGAUGUUGGCUGAUGAUGCAGAAGCGGGUGCCGAGGAUGAGAAAGAAGUGGAGGAGCUGAAGAAGCAGGGCAUCAACCCCCUGCCCAAACCACCCCCUGGUGUGGGCCUCCUGCCUACCCCGCCUCGACCCCCUGGCCCCCAGGCCCCAACCUCUCCCAACGGCCGGCCUAUGCAGGGUGGCCCUCCACCACCCCCACCACCGCCGCCGCCACCACCCGGGCCCCCUCAGAUGCCCAUGCCGGCACAUGAGCCGCUGUCCCCGCAGCAGCUGCAGCAGCAGCAGGACAUGUACAAUAAGAAGAUCCCCUCCUUGUUUGAGAUCGUGGUCCGGCCCACCGGACAGCUGGCUGAGAAGCUGGGCGUGAGGUUCCCCGGACCUGGUGGACCCCCAGGGCCCAUGGGCCCUGGGCCCAACAUGGGACCCCCAGGACCGAUGGGUGGCCCGAUGCAUCCUGACAUGCAUCCCGACAUGCACCCCGACAUGCAUCCUGAUAUGCACCCCGACAUGCACCCUGACAUGCCGAUGGGCCCUGGCAUGAACCCUGGCCCGCCCAUGGGACCCGGCGGCCCCCCCAUGAUGCCCUAUGGUCCUGGAGACUCCCCGCAUUCUGGAAUGAUGCCCCCCAUCCCGCCAGCCCAGAACUUCUAUGAGAACUUCUACCAGCAGCAGGAGGGCAUGGAGGUGGAGCCCGGCCUCCUCGGGGACGCAGAGGACUACGGGCACUACGAAGAGCUGCCGGGGGAGCCUGGGGAGCACCUCUUCCCCGAGCACCCUCUGGAGCCUGACAGCUUCUCUGAGGGAGGGCCCCCAGGCCGGCCGAAGCCGGGCGCCGGUGUCCCCGACUUCCUGCCCUCGGCCCAGAGGGCCCUGUACCUGAGGAUCCAGCAGAAGCAGCAGGAGGAGGAGGAGAGAGCGAGGAGGCUGGCUGAGAGCAGCAAGCAGGACCGGGAGAAUGAGGAAGGUGACACCGGGAACUGGUACUCAAGUGACGAGGAUGAGGGUGGGAGCAGCGUCACCUCCAUCCUGAAGACCCUGAGGCAGCAGACGUCUAGCCGACCCCAGGUUUCUGUCGGAGAGCUGAGCAGCAGUGGGCUGGGGGAUCCCCGCCUCCAGAAGGGACACCCCACAGGAGGCCGGCUGGCUGAUCCCCGCCUCAGCCGGGACCCCAGACUCACCCGCCACGCCGAGGCUGCCAGCGGGUCGGGCUCAGGAGACACGGGGCCUUCCGACCCGCGACUGGCUCGCUCCCUGCCCACCGCCAAGCCUGAAGGCGGCCUUCAUUCCAGCCCCGCUGGCCCCAGCAGCUCGAAGGGGUCCGGGCCACCCCCUGUGGAAGAGGAUGAAGGGGAGCGGGCUCUACGGGAGAAGGCCGUGAACAUUCCCCUGGACCCCCUCCCUGGGCAUCCACUGCGGGACCCGAGGUCGCAGCUGCAGCAGUUCAGCCACAUCAAGAAGGAUGUGACCCUGAGCAAGCCCAGCUUUGCCCGCACUGUGCUCUGGAACCCUGAGGACCUGAUCCCCCUGCCCAUCCCCAAGCAGGACACGGUGCCCCCGGUCCCUGCCGCCCUGCAGUCCAUGGCGGCCCUGGACCCCAGGCUGCACCGUGCCACCACCUCGGGCCCCCCCAACCCUCGGCAGCGCCCCGGCGCCUCCACAGACCCCAGCGCGUCCGGCUCCAGCCUGCCUGACUUUGAACUUCUUUCUCGAAUCCUCAAGACUGUCAACGCCACCGGCUCCUCGGCGGCUCCGGGUGACAAGCCCAGCGACCCCCGGGUACGUAAGGCCCCGACCGACCCUCGGCUGCAAAAACCAGCAGAUUCUGCUGCCUCCUCUCGGGCCGCCAAGCCGGGACCCACCGACUCGCCCUCUCCAGCCGCCAGCCCCAGCGGGGAGUCCUCCCCGCCAGCCACUGCUCCCUAUGACCCCCGUGUGCUGGCGGCCGGCGGGCUGGGCCAGGGCGGGGGCGGCGGGCAGAGCAGCGUGCUGAGCGGCAUCAGCCUCUACGACCCCAGGACUCCCAACGCUGGUGGCAAAGCCGCGGAACCAGCGGCCGAGGCAGGCGCCCAGCCCAAGGGCCCCGACGGCAACGGCAAGAGCGCGGCCACCAAAGCCAAGGAGCCCCCCUUUGUCCGCAAGUCCGCCCUGGAGCAGCCUGACCCCGGGAAGGCCGGCACAGAUGGGGGCGCGGGCACAGCCACAGACAGAUACAACAGUUACAACCGGCCCCGACCCAAGGCCGCCGCCGCCCCCGCCGCCGCCACCACCGCCACAGGCACCCCGCCGGCAGAGGGCACCCCGCCCCAGCCCGGCGUGCACAACCUGCCCGUGCCCACCCUCUUCGGGACGGUGAAGCAGGCCCCUAAGACGGGUUCUGGCAGCCCCUUCGCCGGCAACAGCCCGGCCCGAGAGGGCGAGCAGGACGCGGGGUCCCUGAAAGAUGUUUUUAAAGGCUUCGACCCCACUGCCUCCCCCUUCUGCCAGUAGUGCUCAGCGGGGCCUCGCGCUCCCUGCACCUCCUUUCCCAGGGCGCUAUUUCAGGGCAGCAGCCAGAGUUGGGGAACUCGCAGGGAGGGGGUGGGGCCUGGGUGUUCUCUCUUCCCUUUUUUCUUUUCAGUUUUCCUUUCGCUUUUCUUUCUGGAAGUAGCGCUGUCUCUGCGGCGCAUAAACUGUACAUAACUGUCUUGGUUCUGGUCAGUGCUGCGGGCGCCCAGGCCCGCCUGUGCACGUGAGCAGUAGCCAGGCCCCCGGGCUUCACCCCGCCGGGGCCCAGCGCCCAGGGACUCCCUGGAGGCCGGGCCCCCGGCUGGCGGCUGGGGUCUGCUUUUCUGGGCAGUUUGCCUCCCAGCCCCACCUCCACCCCCCCGGACUGAGAACUGGGCGCAGACGAGUCCCUGAAUGCUGCGCACCCGCAUGGCCCGGGCAAGGAGAUGCCCCACGCGGUGGGCAGGCCCGGAAGCAGGUCUGGGCAUGGCCGGGGGCGGCUCUCAGGCCCACCGGAAGCAGCAAAGUGAACGAGCGGCUGUUGCCGGGGAGGAAGGAAGCCCUUUAAAGCCACGCUGCUGUCUGCAUUUGCGCAGGCCCCCCCCCUGCGCCGCCGUGCUGGUUCUCCCGACGCCCUCCCGCUUCAGAGGACUCCGGGGGAGACAAAGACCUGGAGGUGGCGGGGCUGGCGUGGGAUGUGUCCCCUAAGAGGUGCCUCCAGGAGGGACCCCCCCGCAGCCCUUCAUCCUCCGUCAGUAUUAGCUGCCCUGUCAUGGCUGGGCCUCCCUCCCGGGGCCGGGAUCUGUCCUGGUCCGCAGAAGCCUGAGCCCCAGGGGCCCGGCCUGGCCUGGCCUCAGUGGGGCCAACUCAAGGAUCCGUGGUGUGGCUGCUCCGCCAGGCGCCCACAGGGAGUCCUGGUGUGGUUUUUGGCAGUGUUCCUGUGCUCGCCGCUCGCUUCGUGCCUCCUUGCACCCGGUGUUCAGAGCCCAUGUUUUGUUUUAUUUUGGAGAGGCGGGGUGUGGUUUUCUCCUAAGCCGUCGGGUGCGCGGAUCCAGAGGUGUGUCAUGCUGUUGGAUUUGUGGACACCUUGCAGACAGUGGGCCUGAAGAAAGGGUGGGACACUAUGGCCAGGACAUGGUGGGGGGAGCUCCUGGGCCCUCUCCAGGAGAGGCCCUGGGACCCUGCUGUCUGUGGGAGGUGUGGAACCAGGGGCCUGUGCCCUGCUCCCCUCGUCUGGCUGAGCCAGGAAGGAAGCAGAGACAUCCGCCUGGGGUCCCACAGCUCCCUUGAACCCUGGCUGAGGUCCAGCCUGGCCGUCGAGCCCCAGAGGAGGCCCACCCCAUGGACUUGGUCUCGGGAGAUGGGCCCAAGGGGAGUUGGGUGUGGACCUGAGUCACAGUGUGCUAGGGCCGCGUGGGAAGUCUGCCCGCUGGCCAUCUCCUGCCUUUCCUCCUGGUCCCACUGCCUUGCUUAAAACCCCAUCUCUUUCGCUGAUAAUGAGGAAAGUGGGGACCCAGCCAAAGGGACCCCCGAUCUCACCUCCUUGGGGUGGCAGGUGAGCAAAGCUCCUGUACCAACCUCCCUCUCCCCUGAGAAACUGUCUGGUGAGUGUGGGGCCAGGAGGGCUGGGGAGACAGCCCACAGCGCCAGUGUGCCCUGAUGGGGUUGGUUUGGUUUGUCUUUUUUGUUUUUGUUAAUAUUUUUUUUUUUUUUAAUAAGCAAUCAUUAGUGAGAUUUUUCUUCAGCCACCAGGGCUGGUCUUGAAACAGGCUGCGACUUGGAUGUUUUUGUAAAGUAACAACAUGUGGUGACUCUUGGGUGGUUCCCCCCUCCCCCUCAUUGGAGAAUUUUCUUUUGUAAAAGAGAAAUUAAAUCCUUUUUAAAAACCGAAAUCUGUGGAUGAACUAGAUGCUGAAAACCUUCCUCUUGGAAUACUCAGCCUAAGAACCCCAUGGGACUAUGAAUUACACGGGAAAUCCUUUAUUUGCCAUCAGACCGAGCUAUUAAAGAAAAAUUGUACUGACCAGGAUUGUAACAAAAGUGUAAAUACGAUUUCCGAGCUGAAAGUUGAUGGUGCAAAUAUGUAUAUAACGUACUGUAUUUUUACAAUGAUCGCGCAUGACUCCCCACCCCCCUUUUUGUACUUCAUAUCUGUCUUCCAGAAAUGUCACCUGCCCCUUCCCUUGUGGUCUCUUAAUCCAAUAAUUGUAUUACUGCCAGUAAAGGAUGCAGUUAUUUUAAAAAGCCUGGAGUUCUCUUCUUUCCGUGCUGCCCCAUCAUCCCG